Molecule: messenger RNA, 420 nt
Organism: Pelecanus crispus (Dalmatian pelican)
Lineage: Eukaryota; Metazoa; Chordata; Aves; Pelecaniformes; Pelecanidae
Source: RefSeq, a predicted model, not a curated record
GGACUGGUCCGAGCCCUGGCUGGUGGGGUUUUCCACGUCCUCUGCUUCCUCCUAACAUGCAUCUCUUUCCAGCACUACCGGGUGCAAAUUGGGCACUUCCUCUGCAUGGUGGGCUUAGUGUACUGCGCUGAAUAUAUAAAUGAAUUAGCAGCCAUGAAUUGGAGGCUGUUUUCUAAAUACCAAUACUUUGAUUCAAGAGGAAUGUUCAUUUCACUAGUAUUUUCAGCACCGCUACUGGUGAAUACUGUUAUAAUUGUGGUCACCUGGGUUUACAAAACUUUGAAUAUAAUGACAGAACUGAAGACACUACACAGAAUGAAAGCAGAAAAAGAGAAAAAGAAGUGAAAACACCCAACACUUUUUUUUUUUUAAUUGUAAUAAUACUUGUCCAGGUAAUCAGUCCUUCUGUAUGUUUAUCCA